Messenger RNA from Arabidopsis arenosa, 1955 nucleotides. The record is from the annotation of a GenBank genome assembly. Lineage: Eukaryota; Viridiplantae; Streptophyta; Magnoliopsida; Brassicales; Brassicaceae.
CUUCCUUUUGCCAUGGUGGGUGCGUCUUCCUCUUACGCAUCUCCGUUAUGUACCUGGUUUGUUGCAGCUUGCAUGUCCGUCGCUCACGGCGGUGGAGAUACCCGUCAGGCUGUUGCUCUUCAAUCUGCUGGGCGGAGUCGGCGAAGGAGGCAGCUUAGCAAAUGCUCUUCCGCUUCUGGAUCCGCUAGCAUUCAGGCUCUUGUCACUUCUUGUUUGGAUUUUGGUCCCUGUACUCACUACAACAACAAUGCAUUGUCUUCUCUCUUUGGAUCGAAUAGUGUUUCUUUGAAUCGAAACCAGAGGAGAUUGAAUCGUGCAGCUAGCUCUGGUGGAGCCAUGGCAGUGAUGGAGAUGGAAAAGGAAGCUACGGUUAACAAGAAACCGCCUACGGAGCAGCGUCGAGUUGUAGUGACUGGCAUGGGAGUUGAAACAUCAUUGGGUCAUGACCCACAUACCUUUUAUGAGAAUUUGCUACAAGGCAACAGUGGUAUUAGCCAGAUUGAGAAUUUUGAUUGUUCUGAAUUUCCUACGCGAAUUGCGGGUGAGAUCAAAAGCUUCUCGACUGAAGGUUGGGUUGCUCCAAAGCUUUCUAAAAGGAUGGACAAGUUCAUGCUCUAUCUUCUCACAGCUGGCAAGAAAGCUUUGGCUGAUGGUGGGGUAACUGAUGAAGUAAUGGCAGAGUUUGACAAAACCAAAUGUGGAGUUUUGAUUGGCUCGGCAAUGGGAGGAAUGAAGGUCUUUUAUGAUGCUAUUGAAGCUCUGAGAAUCUCUUACAAGAAGAUGAAUCCUUUUUGUGUACCUUUUGCGACGACAAACAUGGGUUCUGCUAUGCUUGCUAUGGAUCUGGGAUGGAUGGGGCCAAACUAUUCUAUUUCAACUGCUUGUGCCACAAGCAACUUUUGCAUUCUGAAUUCAGCAAACCACAUUAUUAAAGGUGAAGCUGAUGUAAUGCUCUGUGGUGGCUCAGAUGCAGUUAUUAUUCCCAUAGGGUUGGGAGGUUUUGUUGCAUGUCGGGCUCUUUCACAAAGGAAUAAUGAUCCCACAAAAGCUUCACGUCCUUGGGAUACCAAUCGAGAUGGUUUCGUGAUGGGAGAGGGAGCUGGAGUUCUACUUUUGGAAGAACUCGAGCAUGCUAAGAAAAGAGGAGCAACUAUCUACGCAGAGUUCCUCGGUGGGAGUUUCACAUGUGAUGCGUAUCACAUGACCGAGCCUCACCCUGAUGGGGCUGGCGUCAUUCUCUGUAUCGAGAGAGCGUUAGCUAGUGCUGGGAUUUCCAAGGAACAGAUAAAUUACAUAAAUGCACAUGCGACCUCAACACACGCUGGAGAUAUUAAGGAGUACCAAGCCCUUGCUCACUGUUUUGGCCAAAAUCCUGAGCUUAAGGUAAAUUCCACAAAAUCUAUGAUUGGACACUUGCUGGGAGCUGCUGGGGCCGUGGAGGCUGUUGCAACCGUGCAGGCAAUAAGAACUGGAUGGGUUCAUCCAAAUAUCAACCUUGAGAAUCCUGACAGUGGAGUGGAUACAAAGCUUCUGGUGGGUCCUAAGAAGGAAAGAUUGGACAUUAAAGCAGCCUUGUCAAAUUCUUUCGGGUUUGGUGGUCAUAACUCCAGCAUCAUUUUUGCUCCUUACAAGUGAAAGCGAAAGCCGUUCCUUGUACUCCAAACCUGAUUGUAUAACUUGCUGUAAGUGUUUACAAGAAGUUUCCCAUGUUAUGCUAGUGUUACGUCGCGGGAAUCAACAGAGUUUGUUCAACUACCAAGAGCUAAGCUAAGUUUCUUAGGAUCAAGAUCUGAUGAGCCAAAGACUUGGACAGAAGCUAAACGUGCCAGAGUUUGGAUUCGCCAUUAAAAUUCUGUUUCUUGUGAUACCUUCUUAUUGGAAAUCUUUGUAGUCUUUUCGUUUCUAUUGUUUAACAUAAAAUCUGAAAAAAUGCCAAAUCAAUUCUCAAUUUAAAA